GUGCUCGACAUUCCACUUCUGACUUCUGCAAAUACUCCGGCCAGUACUACUCCAGGACCAUCCACGUUAUUGCCGGCUCUCCCUGUUGCAUAUUAUGCUGCAUCGCCUGCGCUGCCUGUACAUGCGACUCCAGUUGCAGACCAAUCGCCCGUUGUUAUGUCUUUCUCAGACCAUGCACGAGGUCUCGGACUUGGUGAGGUUCGCGCGAUAACUUCAUCUGUGGUACUCAACAACCUUGUCUUCUUUGCAACUACGAUGUUCGUUGGCUGUGUGCGGGUGGACGGGCCUCUUGCUCCAUCAAAGUUAGAAGCUGAACGAAGCGCGAUUGUGUUUGCUUCUAAUUGCUUCAACAUACCAUUGUGUUAG
Strongylus vulgaris is the source of this 366-nucleotide messenger RNA. The record is from the annotation of a GenBank genome assembly. Lineage: Eukaryota; Metazoa; Nematoda; Chromadorea; Rhabditida; Strongylidae.